AUGAGAAGAGGAAUUGGGGUAUGCGUUCUUGUCGCGGCAUUUAUUAGUGCCCAAAUCGUUACUCCUGACAACGAUCUUAAAGCUGACUUACUUCCCGCUGAAAUUAUGUGUACUGAUAAUUUGUCGCAACUUCGAUUAAUACUCGUAUACCGACCUCCAAAUAGUUCUGCUGCUGAUGAUAAAAGACUUGUAGACGUACUAAGCGACCCCGCGGUUAUGAAUCAUCAAACUGUUAUUCUUGGCGACUUCAAUCUGCACGUAGAUUGGAUUAACUCCAUAGCUUUCAACUCAUCUUCAUCACAUUCCUUAGAUUUCUUCACCAGUGCUGAUUUCGUACAAAAUGUGAAUCUGCCUACCCGCGCUGAUAGGGUUCUUGACAUUCUCCUUACACCCAGCACCUACACUCUAGAUGUUGAGCUUCUUCCACCGCUAGCCUCAUCCGACCACGCAAUUGUCCAUUUCGAAACAUCUGUAUCUAUGUCAGCCCCAAGAAUUCCAAUGCCCAACUUUUUCGCGACUGAUAACUUUCCCUUAAACAAUUACUUUUCUGGUGUUGACUGCUCUACUCUAUUUAAUCAAUACUCUUCAUGUUCGGACAUUUAUCUAAGAUUCUGCAAGAAGGUUUAUGAGGGUCUUGCAAAAUUUGUUCCUUUUCGAUUUCCUCGCGCUUCUUCUUUGAAUCUUCCACACCAACUGAAAGCCUUAAUCUCUCAUAGGCAACGUCUUUUUGAGGAGGUAGACCAUCCUUUACAUAACCCGCUGUACAAGAAAGUAUGUUCUGACAUUGACUUCCACAUGAAAAGAUAUCUUUCUUAUCGAGAGCGCCCCUCAGUGCACAGCGAAUCCAUGAAGCCCUUCUAUUUGUACUUAAGGCAUAAAAUGAAAGGCAAUGGAAAACUUCCUGGUGUUGUGGAUCAAACAGGAGUUACUUAUAUCAGAGAUGCUGAUAAAGCUAAUGCCCUAGCCCUGCAUUUUGCUAGUGUGUUUUCUUCAGAGUGCAGUAAUAACACUCCAGAAACUGUUGGCACUGCUCCUAUCCAACAGCAGUGCAGUGUCAUAUUUUUUCCAUCCUUCAGAUAUCUGCAAAUACCUCAAGUCUCUUAA
This is a messenger RNA of Necator americanus (New World hookworm), 1104 nucleotides long. RefSeq lists its product as uncharacterized. Lineage: Eukaryota; Metazoa; Nematoda; Chromadorea; Rhabditida; Ancylostomatidae. Bases 1 to 1104 code for a protein of 367 amino acids. The transcript has a single exon. The record is from RefSeq and is a predicted model, not a curated record. Gene Ontology annotation, molecular function: catalytic activity. Gene Ontology annotation, cellular component: extracellular matrix. Gene Ontology annotation, biological process: larval heart development; cell adhesion involved in heart morphogenesis.